AUGCUCCAGGUUGUGUUGAACAAGGUCAACUCCCACCGGAAGGCCGCCGUGGCGGUGCUUUCGGCCAUGGUGUUGGUGAAUUUGAUCAUUGUCUCCUCGUCCAACUACUUUGGCCAGGUGAUUGAAAUGCCUGAGUUUCUCCAGGGUCUGUUUGAGAACCGUUUGGGCGUUUUGUUCCAGAGAGUCCGUGGCAACCCCCAGAAAUACUGGCUUUCCGAUUCGAAGCUUCAGUACUUGGACGCUGAGGUGCCUCUUGAGCAUGUCAUGCCUACAGAGAAGAGCCGUUCCGAUAGCACCCUUUGGUUUGAUCCCAGGUUUACGCUUUCCAUCUACUUGAACGAGUUGAUCCAGAAUGACGGCAAACAGGAGAUGCCGCUGUACCCGUUCCAUUGGUCGGACUGGAUCGAUCUUACCGGUAUGAAUAAGUACUUUGUGGAUCAGACUAGAAUGACAUGCAACCUGCUCAAGUCUCGUAUCAAGGGCAGACCCGACGUCAGCUACUUUUGCAAGGAUAAGCACGAAUUGUCCAGCGAAGAGAUUGAAAGAAUGGGCUGGACCUCUUUGGAACAGGUUCCUGACGCUGUGGUGUUUGGCCAUUGCAGACAUGACCAUAAUACCUAUAACGACCACCGUUCGUAUAUGGCCAAGUCGUAUGCUUUGACUAACCUUGCUAAACCUUUGAAGGUUAUCAUUUUGAAUAAGAACUCUGGCACUUACGAGUUUUACGUUGACCAGAAACAGGGUCCUUCGCAAAGACUCAAGAACUCCGGCUUGGUGGACCGUUUCAUCCGCCAGGCUUUGGGAACAACUCCUUCGGCCAUCAAGAAGGCUGGUUCUACAUUCACUGUCAACCACUUGAAGCUUUAUAACAAGUUGCUUGGUAAGGUUCAGCCUAAGAUGUUGCCUGAAGACGAUGAUCCAUAUGGAGUCUAUGCCAAUGUCCACAACAAGAAGGGCGAUUUGGCUUUGAAUGCUGAGAUUUUCCACUACGACAGAUCUUCCGUGGACGACCAGAUCAGACAAUACGAGGGCAGAAGCAACCUCUCCCUCAUGGAGCAGAACUACCUUGCUGGUCUCCGUGAAUGUGCCCCAUACGACGAUAAGACCGAGCUCACCUACUUUAGAGAGCCUACCCUUAAUAUCAAGGAGUACCGUAAUAAGGACAACGAUUGGGGCUGGCAUUAUGACUGGAGGUUCUUCACCGAUGCUCUUAUGUACGACAAGGAAGGUUGGACUAGAGCUGAACGUACCGUGAGAACCAACAUCAUUUUAGAACGUUUGUUGCGUAACUGGAGUCGUUUCGUUGAGGAGAAGGGCCUUGUUUCUUGGAUUGAGCACGGUCCUUUGUUGUCCUGGUACUGGGACGGUCUUAUGUUCCCUUACGAUAACGAUAUUGAUGUGCAGAUGCCUGUCAUGGAGUUGUUGAGAUUGUCUAGAGACUACAACCAGACCUUGGUUCUUGAAGACCCAAGCGAAGGUUAUGGAAAGUUUUUGAUUGACAUUGGUACUUACGUCCACAACCGUGGUAUUUCAGAAAAGGAGAACCACAUUGACGGAAGAUUCAUUGAUGUCGACUCCGGUAUCUACAUUGACAUUACGGGUCUUGCCAAGUCCGAAGCCAAGCUUCCUCAGGAGUACAAAGACAAUCCAAUUGUGGAGAAGCUGGACGGAGACUUGGAGGCAGAGGUGUACAACGAUAGAAGAAAGCAUUUCUACACGCUUGAACAGCUCCAACCAUUACACUACUCCAUGUUGAGUGGAGUGCCAGUUUUCAUUCCUCAGCAGAUUGAGAACCGGUUGAAAUUUGCAUACCCUAAGGGUUUGGAUAACUUUGAGUUUAAUGGCUGGAUCUUUGUGCCCAGCAUUGGCUUGUGGGUUACCAAAGAAAAGGUGUUGGACGUUUUGGAGAAGAGUGAAUACACCAAGGAAGGUAAGGAGGAGAGAGAGCUUCUAAUCGAGGCCACCAGAAACCUUUCUGAGGAACAGAUCUUGAAACUUCUACAGGACGACGAUACGCUAGUGGAGUACUUCCUCACAAGGGACUACACUGCUUUCCACAAUGAAGAGAUGGAGUUUUUGUUUGACAAGAACGGAAAGGAUAGCAAGAAGCUCAAGGUUGCCUCUGUCCGCAACAGAUACAUGGAGUUGACCAAGAACAUCAACAUGAGAAGCCCCAUGUGGAAGUGUCUUUUCGAGUAUGAAAAGUACGACAGAGUAAAGCACCAGACGGAAACUAACUAA
Molecule: messenger RNA, 2241 nt
Organism: Candidozyma haemuli
Lineage: Eukaryota; Fungi; Ascomycota; Pichiomycetes; Serinales; Metschnikowiaceae
Gene: MNN4-4
Product: Mnn4-4p
Exons: 1
Coding region: 1-2241 (746 amino acids)
Source: RefSeq, a predicted model, not a curated record